Molecule: messenger RNA, 4934 nt
Organism: Micropterus dolomieu (smallmouth bass)
Lineage: Eukaryota; Metazoa; Chordata; Actinopteri; Centrarchiformes; Centrarchidae
Gene: fam184b
Product: family with sequence similarity 184 member B
Exons: 18
Coding region: 417-4358 (1313 amino acids)
Source: RefSeq, a predicted model, not a curated record
UGUUCCAUAGGAUACACACGCCCCUCUCCGCCCCUGCCGCGAGACAGGUGGUUGGACUAUAUGCCAUCCUCAUCGAGCCCUAAGCAAAAAAAAAUCUGUUGACAGCAGGGACGGGUAGGUUGGCGCGAGCGCGUCCCCGAUGGACUUCCAGCGUGUGACCUCCCCGAUCACCGGGCGGAAAGCGGGAGAGGGGGGCAACAACCGGAACGCACGAGGAGAGCCCCGCCGAUCUACUACCAAAUGUUUUCCAGCGAAUUGCUCGAGCUGCUGUUCACGCGAGGGGGUCUACCGACAGAGGAAUGAGAUGCACGAGUAGAAAGUUGACACGAUUUGAGUGGGAAUUUUCAUCUGAGAGGCGGCAGGAUAAUUUCUGACAAUCCUCCGGUCUGGGAAGUUCCCUUGGGAGUGGGUUCGUUAUGGCUUCAGGCGCCGGUAAGGCUACACAGCCCCCCGGGCCGGGCUCAGCCGUUAACGGGACUGCGGCAGAGUUCCCGAACAUCGAGCAGGAACUGUACGAUUACCAGAUGCACAGCAAGAUGUGCAAGAAGAUCGCACAGCUCACCAAGGUGAUUUAUUCUCUGAACAUGAAGAAUGAGGAGCAGGAGGUGGCCCUGCAGGCCUUGAGCCAUGCUCAUCACGAGGAGCUGCACCGCAUCCUGAUGGAGACAUGUCAUGAAGGGGAGGGGUCAGCGCUGAGGACACGCCUCCUGGAGCUGCAGGAGUCUCUGGAUGAGCAGCAGAGAGUUGGAGCCCAGGUGCAGGCAGACUUUGAGUGCUUCCGCCUCCAGGUGGGGGAGAGGGAGCGUGAAACUGAGGCGGAGCUGAGAAAAGAGUUUGAGGAGAGGCUGCAGGCUGCAGAGGAAGAGCUCCAAGAGGCCAAAGCCCAGAUGAGCGAUGCCCAGGAGGAGAGCCUGCGGUUGAGCAAAGAACUGGAGAAGACCAGGGAGCAGAUCCAGGAGCUGGAUGCCAAGUGUGAGGAGCUACGGAAAGCAUCUGACGCGGAGAGGCAGAGCAAAGAGGAGCAGAGACAGAGAGAAGAAGAUGUGAAAAAGAAAGGGGAGGAGGAGGAGAAACAAACACAGGAGCGACAGGACUCGGAAAGAGUAAAAGCACUAUUAGAGGAGGUAAAGGCACUGAAGGAGGAGAGGGAUCGAGCAGAGGAGGAGAGGAGGCGAGCAGUGAAAGAGGAGACAGAGCGGUGGAAGCAAAAUAUGAACGACCUCAACGAGGAGAAAGAGGAAAUGAGGAGGAUGAUGGAGGCAGAGUGGAGGGAGGAGCGGCGGAGGUGGGAAGAAAGAGAAGAGGAGGAGAAGAAAGGAAUGCACAGCGCUCUACGAGAAAGAGUGAAGAGGGCUGAAGCUGAGGUGGAAAGUCACCUGGAGAGGUUGGCUGAGAGCAAGAGAAACACCGUCAAACUGCAAGAGCGAAUACAGGACCUGGAGGAGGAGCUAGAGCUGGAUCGGAGGCGUGUGUCAGAGGCCGAGGGUGUGGCUAAGCGGGCGGAGGAGGAGCUCACGGUCGCCAAAGAGAGGCUGCUGCUCCAGGAAGACGAGCUGCAGAGCAGAGCAGAGGAGCUGCUGAACCGCGGCAGCUGUGAGGUGUGUGUGUGUACUGAAGUGGAGGAACUGAGGAACCAGGUGAGCCGUCUGCAGAGCAAGAACAGAGAGCUGGAGCUACAGAGCAGCGGCCGAAACAGCGACCACGCCCGGCAGAUACGCCAGCACGCUGAGGCACUGUCCAGUUUGCGCUCUGAGAUGGUGAGAGCCCAGACAGAGGAGCUGCGUCGCAUCCAAAAACAUGCGGACGAUGAGAGGGACAAACUGCAGAAGGAGAUAGAAAAAGAGAGAGAAACCUUACAGAAGGAAAGAGAAAGAGAAAAGGAUCAGUUGGAGAAAGACAGAAACAGACUGCGCAGAGACAGAGAGGAGGAGAAGGGAGCGCUGGAAGAGAUCAGAGAACGUCUGAGGAGAGAAAAGGAGGAAGAGGUGGACCGGCUGCGGAAGGAACUGGAGGUCGAGAGGGUUCGUGUUCGCUCGCAGUUGGACAAGAGCAUUGAACAGGUCGAGGCGGAGAGAGCCAACGUGCAGCAGAAGCUGGAAGAGGAGAAGAAGAGAUUGGUGGAGAAGGCUGAGGAAGACAGGAAACGGUUGAAGGAGCAAGUGCGGAAGGCAAUAGAGGAGGUGAUGAGGAGGCAUGCAGCCGAACUUCACAGCGUCCAGGAAGCUCUGAGCUCAGAGAAGAAGACCAACCAAGAGGUGUGUGCACAUUUGGAAGAAGAGAGGAGAACCGGGGAGGAGCUACGCAGCGGGCUGGAGAAGGAAAUAGAGGAGCUGAGGACAAAACUGAGAGAUACUACCAAUGAGAUCUGUAGGCUGGAGUCAGCCAUCCAGCGGCAAGACAAGAAAGAAAAGGUGGCACCUGAAGCUGCGCACUCAUGUGGACCACAGUGCUCUCGUCUGGAGGAAGAGCUUCAUCACACUCGGAGUCGGCUGGCUCGGAUGCAGGAGGAGGCGGAUAGGCAGCGGGACAGGCAGCAGAGAGAGGUCGCGUCCCUGAGAGCUGACAAACACCGACUUGAGGAGAAAGUCCUGGAACAGAGCCGACUGAACACUGAGAGGAGCCUUCUAGAUCAGAGCCAGCGGCAUACAGAGGACCGGAUCAGGGCAGAGUGUGAGGAUCGCCUCAGAGCCGAAUUCAGGAUAGAGAUGAAUGCUGCUGUUGCUGAGAGUGAACAGAGAUGGCAGAACAGAGAGCAGGAGCUGCAGACCCAGAUAUCUGAGCUGCAGAGGGAACUGAGCGAGGAGCAGGCAGCGAAAAAGAAGGCGGGCCAGGGAGAUGACUGUCAUGGCAACACCGAAAUUGACAGGCUGAGGAAAGAGGUCCAAGACACCAAGGAGAUAAACAAGAAACUGAGGGAGUUGCUGCAGGAGCCCCAAACUCAGUCUUCAGCUGAGGAGAGACACAGUCACGCCAUGGCUCUGCAGGCAUUAGAGAGACAGGCGAAAGAAGAUGUGCUGUCUGAAAGGAACAGGCUACAGACAAUGCACCACCUGGAGCUAGAUAAGCAGCGUGCAGAAUUGACCCAGCAGCACACAGAGUGGAGCCGACAGAUGACCCAGCGACACAUGCAGCAGAUAGAAGAUCUACAGGCUCAACUACAGGCACACACACAGAUGAUGGCUCUGCAACAGGAUCUGAAGCAGCAGAACCAGUAUCAGGUGUUUGAACGACAGCUGGAUGAGAGUCGAUGUGCCAUGCUGGAGCUGCAGAGAGAAAAUGCAGCACUGAAGAAGCAAUUAAAGGAAAGGUCAGUGCGGGAGAAUCCUGAAGCUGAAGAGAAAGAAGAGGAAAGCACAGAAUUGCAGAAGAAAAAAGACGCCCAGCUGGAAGAAGAAGCACAACGUCUGAAGGAGGAAGUGGAGAAACUGAGGGUAGAGAUGGAGAAACUGGAGGAGUCACAGAAGCACUGGGAGGAGAGGAAAGAGGAGGAUGUAAAGGAAGAGGAGGUGGACGAGGAGAAGAAGAAGGAACGGGAGGAAGAGAAGAGAAGGGAGGAGGUGGAGGAGAUCCGGAGGGAGCACAAGAGGGAGAUGCAGAGUUUGGUGUCUGAAUACAGCAUCGCCCAGACACACCUGCAGGCUCGCAUAGUAGCCUUGGAGAAUGAGCUGCGCGAGCGGGAAGAGCGGUGCAGGAGGAGGGAACCUCGAUGUGACGACCAGCAGUUGGGGAGACUUCAGGAGAGACUGUCUGAGAGAGACCAGCUCAUUAAACGAUUAGUGGAAGAGAGGCAUCAGCUGCAGCUUCACCCUCCUGUUGCCGGGGACAACAGCACCCUCAGGCUUCGUGACAGCAAGUCCCGCCCCGGGAGCGUCACGCCAACCAUGAGGAGGAAACACGUAGAGUCUCCAACUCGUGUCACCAGCAUCCCCAGCACCGGUACUUACGACAGGAGCCUCUUCCUACCCCACUCCUCCUCAUCGUCUUCCUCCUCAUCCUCCACCCAUCAGCACUCUUCCUCGACCCUCCCCCACCAGUCCACCUCCCACCCUCAGACCUCCCCCCACUACUCCACCUCCUCUCUUCCGCACAAGCACACGUCCCUCUCCCUCAGCCAACAGUCCUCCCCCUCCGUCCCUCGCUCCACCAGAUCCCGGACCUCCUGCAUCCCUCCCACCCCAGCGCCCACCGCCCCGCUCCCCGUCUGCCCCUCGCCACAGAUGGGCAUCCGCUACGUGUCGCCCUCCUGCCAGGAGCCACACGCGCACCUGCAGGCCCAGUCAAUCAGGGGCCCAUAUCUGGAGCAGAGGGGGACAGAGGGGCUAAAACAGGAGUGGUUCACCAAAUACUUCUCCUUCUGAGCACACACACAAACAAACAAACAAACACACACACACACACGCACAGCAGCUGCAAGUACAUUUCCUCAUAUACAGUUCAUUGCUUCUUAUACACAUCCGUUUGCUUCCUACUAACACAAAACACACACACAAAAACAAACAUAACCACAUCAACAGACAUAUGGGCUCAUCACCAGCAAGGCCAUCUCAAACAUUGCCUCAAAGCUCAACCAAAAAGUGCUUCUCAAACACAUGCCUGACCUCUUCUCAGAACAUAGGCCUGCCGGAUCUUGUUUGUAUAGUUUGGAAUGUGUCCAUAUCUUUUUAUUCAUUUAUUUUUUAUUUAAAGCGGUCUUCCUUUUUUUAAAUGCAACCUUUGCUCUGAUCUCAUCACACGGUUAUACCAGGCAAAUGUACAUUUCUUAAAAAUCAACAACCAAGUGUCUCUUCGAGUAUGGAAGCAUUCGACGUAUUCAAUCAAGAUCCUCGACAAAAUGGACACACGCGACUCACCAUACCAAAAUGAAGCUUGUUUCAAUGCAAAAAUGUAUGAUAAUCUUAAAGAACAAAUUGAAUAAAAUAUUUUCUUUUUGUUAA